AUGCCGACCGAGCGGAACAAGAAGAAAACCCAAGAACACCAACCAACGACCAACAAGAAACUCACGGAAAGGAUGUUCAAGAUCAGGAUAGCCACCAGCUGCUUCCCAUCACCACAUCCCAGAACAUUACUCACUCAAACGUCAAUCAAAUUCAAGAUCCACAGUCGAUUUGCCAGCUCAUCAGUACCAAAACCCUCAAAAACUUCUGUGGGGACUGAAGCACCAAAACCAUUCUAUGUCUCUACUCCAAUAUUCUAUGUCAACUCUGUUCCCCAUAUUGGCCAUCUUCACUCAAUGGUCAUUGCCGAUGUCCUAGGACGAUAUAAUCAAUUGAAAACAGAUACACCAUCCUUCAUGCUCACCGGUACAGAUGAACACGGAUCCAAGGUUCAACGUGCUGCAGAAAAUAAUCGGCAAUCACCUCAAGAGCUCUGCGAAGCCGUCUCGGAUCGAUUUCGACAAUUGGCUCGAGCGGCAAACGUCAAAUAUGAUGACUUUAUCCGGACAACCGAACCUCGUCAUCAUCGAGCGGCACAGCACCUUUGGAAUACCUUGUCGGAAAAUGGACAUAUUUAUAAAGGCAAAUAUGAAGGUUGGUAUUCGGUGUCAGAUGAAACCUAUUACUCAUCUACCCAAGUCGAAAAAAAACUGGAUCCAGUAACUGGACUGGAAAGAAUGACCUCAAUCGAAACCAAAAAACCAGUGGAAUGGAUCGAAGAAGAAAAUUACAUGUUUAGAUUGAGUGGAUUUCAGCAAGCAUUAAUUGACUGGUUGGACAAUAAUCCAAACGCACUUAUAUCCUCUCAACGCUCUGACAUCAUGCACCAACUCAAGUCCCACGAUCUUGCCGACUUGUCGAUCUCCAGACCCACUUCCCGGCUCUCCUGGGGGAUCCCUGUUCCUGGAGACCCCAAUCAAAUCAUGUAUGUCUGGCUGGACGCUUUGUCGAAUUAUCUGACGGCUACUGGAUACCCUUGGUCUGGAAAAGAGCCUGCCAUAUGGCCGGCCAAUGUCCACGUUAUAGGCAAGGAUAUCAUUAAAUUCCAUGCCAUCUAUUGGCCGGCCAUAUUGAUGGCUGCUGGGAUUCCUUUACCCAAACACAUUAUUGCUCAUGGACAUUGGAAAAUUGACGAGGAGAAAAUGUCCAAGUCGAUCGGAAACGUGGUUGAUCCAUUCAAAGCUAUGGACGAAUGGGGUGUUGACGGUGUUCGAUAUUAUCUCAUGCGUGCUCCUGGAUCAUUGUGGGGCGACUCAGAUUGGGCCCCCAAUCGAUUAGAUGAACAUUAUCGGAAGGAUCUUUUAGGUCAAUUGGGCAAUCUUCUGGCGCGGAUCUCGGCGCCUAAAUUGUGGAAUAGACUCCCUCCUGGAAGACGCUCUGGCGCUAGUAUUCUUUUUCCACCUGGAUCAAAAACAGAGAUUGAAGGAGCCGAUUCGCUCCAAAGACUUCUUCUCCAACUACCCGGUGAAUUGGAUGGACACAUGAAAUCGUUUGAAAUCCCAAAGGCAUUAAAAUCAAUUUUUGAUGUACUAGCAGGCGCAAACCGACUGAUACAAGACACAGCGCCAUGGCACGAGUCAACGACGCCAGACGAUGCAUAUCAAGCGAUCCAUCUAUCUGCCGAAGCGCUAAGGAUCUCUGGGAUCCUUCUCCAGCCGUUCAUUCCCGCCAAGGCUGCCCAGUUGUUGGACUCCCUCGGCGUGGCUCAAGACGGCCGGACGUGGUCGCAUUUGGCCCUCGGACUUGGCACCGGCUCUGUCGUGCGGGAGGGCGGCGGUGGUUUGUUGUUUCCUCAGCUUCGGCCUUCCAAGUAGCACUCUCCCCUCUUUCCUUUGUACUUGGUACCCCAUCUUCGGUCGCUUGGAAAACUGGACUAGUCGGAAACAGAUGCAAAUAUCAUACCACUAGAAAAUAUGUAGAAAUGAAAUCUACAAUACCC
Messenger RNA from Puccinia graminis f. sp. tritici CRL 75-36-700-3, 1937 nucleotides. RefSeq names its product methionyl-tRNA synthetase. NCBI's taxonomy places the organism in Eukaryota, Fungi, Basidiomycota, Pucciniomycetes, Pucciniales, Pucciniaceae. The record is from RefSeq and is a predicted model, not a curated record. The transcript is spliced from 11 exons. Gene Ontology annotation, biological process: methionyl-tRNA aminoacylation. The coding region runs from base 1 to 1812 and encodes 603 amino acids. Gene Ontology annotation, molecular function: methionine-tRNA ligase activity; ATP binding.